Molecule: messenger RNA, 2028 nt
Organism: Adineta steineri
Lineage: Eukaryota; Metazoa; Rotifera; Eurotatoria; Adinetida; Adinetidae
Source: the annotation of a GenBank genome assembly
AUGGAAUCAACUGAUUCAAUAAGUCGAUCAUCAUUAUUAUCAUCAAUUGGUGAAAAUUUAGAAAUAUUUUCUGUAAUUUGGCUUGAUUUAUCAACAAAUAAUAUCCAUGAAAAUAUCGAUAUUCAACAUCAACUUCGUUCAAUAAUAAAUUAUUUAAAACUUUUUGAAGAUAUUGAUGAUUGUGAACAAUAUAUCCGAUCAUUAUCAAAAGAUGAUCGAAUUGUUAUACUUACAAAUGAAAAUUUAGCUUUAGAUAUUACAUCACGUAUACAUCAACUUCGACGUAUUUCAUCAAUCUAUAUUUAUUCAAUAGAUAAUGAAAAAGAUUAUGAAUGGACAAAUCAAUAUAAAAAGAUUAAAUAUACGCAUAAUGAUCUGGAUGAAGUUGUUGCUCGAAUAAAAAUUGAUCAUAUAAAACGAAAAAAAUUAGAAGAACCAUUAAUUAUCAAUGUAUUUGAUACUAAUCAAUCCACUGAUCGUUUAUCAUCGAAUACAAAUACUCAAUUUCUUCAUUCACAAUUAUUAAUUCAUUUUUUACUUAAUACAAAAUUAACAAACGAACAAAUUAUUGAAAAUAAAAAAGAAUUAAUUGAUCUUUGUAAAACUGAAUAUCAAGAUAAUACAAGUCAAUUAAAAAUUUUACAUGAAUUUGAAUAUAAUUAUUUACCAUCAAAUGCAUUAUGGUGGUAUAAACUCGAUUCAUUUCUUUAUCAAUUUUUAUAUAAAUCAUUAAAUACAAUAAAUAUUGAUUUACUUUAUUUAUUACAAUUUUUUAUACAUGAUCUUAUACGACAAGUAAAACAAUAUCAAUCAUCAACAUUAACACGUGUCUAUCGAAGUUAUUUAAUAUCAAAUGAUGAAUUACAAUUAUUUGAAGAAUCUAUUGGAAAAUAUAUUUCAAUAAAUACAUUUUUUUCAGCAUUUAUUAAAUCUGACGAUGCAUUAAAUUAUUUUAAUGAUUAUGAACAAGAUAAUAAUGAUACCCUUAAAAAAUUAUUAUUUAAAAUUGAUGCUGAUCCACGUUUAAUGAAAACUAAACCAUUUGGAAAUAUAACUGUUCAUAGUCAAACAACUAAUGAAGAAGAAAUUUUAUUUUCAUUAGGAAGUAUUUUUCGUAUAACAAGUGUAAAUCGAGGUAAAAAUGAUAUUUAUACAAUACAUUUAACAUUAUGUAGUGAUGAUAAUUCACAUUUGAAAACUAUAUUUGAUCAUAUUAAACAUCAAUAUGGUGAAAAUGAUAUAAAUCUUCUUUCAUUUGGUAAUGCAUUAAGACGAAUGGGUAAAUUAGAUGAAGCUGAAAAAUGUUAUCAACGUUUACUUCAUGAUUCAACAUAUGAUCAAGAUAUCAUAAGUCGUACAUAUCAUCAUUUAGGUCGAUUAGCUGAAACAAAAGGUGACAAUGAUGUAAGUCUUGAGUAUUUACAUAAAGCAUUAGAUAUAAAAUUAAAAAUAAUGAAAUCAAAUGAUCCAAGUAUUGCACAAAGUUAUAAUUGUAUUGGAAUUGUACAUCAACAAAAAGGUGAACAAACAAAAGCACUUGAAGCAUUUCAUAAAGCAUUAACUAUAUGGAAACGUGCAUAUGGUAAAAAUCAUCCAAAUGUUGCUGGAUGUUACAAUAAUAUGGGUGUUGUUUUUAAACGAGAAAAAAGAUAUCCGGAAGCACUUGAAUCAUUUCAAAGAGCUUUAGCUAUACGUGCAAGACAUCCUUCUGCUAAUCAUCAUGAUUUAGCUGGAUCACAUAAUAACAUUGGUGCUGUUUAUGAACGUUUAGGUCAUCAUGAUCUUGCUGUUGAUCAUUAUAAUUUAGCGCUUAAUAUUAAAACAAAAUCUCUUCCACCACAACAUCCAUCAAUAGCAUCAACACUUGAAAAUAUGGGUUAUGUUUAUGAGAAUAGAAAAGCAUAUAUACAAGCAUUAUCAUAUCUUGAAAGAGCAGCUGCAAUCUAUCGUCAUUCAUUACCUCCGACACAUCAUGAUGUUAUGAAAAUUGAAGAAAGUAUUCGACGUGUAUCAUCAAAACUGCAAUAA